This is a messenger RNA of Prinia subflava (tawny-flanked prinia), 3630 nucleotides long. It is a transcript of the gene NOL8, whose product is annotated as nucleolar protein 8. Bases 94 to 3609 code for a protein of 1171 amino acids. The transcript has 17 exons. Gene Ontology annotation, molecular function: RNA binding. NCBI's taxonomy places the organism in Eukaryota, Metazoa, Chordata, Aves, Passeriformes, Cisticolidae. Gene Ontology annotation, cellular component: nucleolus. Gene Ontology annotation, biological process: protein localization to nucleolus. The record is from RefSeq and is a predicted model, not a curated record.
GAGGGGGAAGGUAAGGCGGUGGCACUGCGAGGCUCGCACAUGGCGGCGAGGAGCGGAGUGCGUGUUCUGGAUGUGAUACCCUGACUUGGCAGCAUGGACAAGGAACAAGUUGUCAAACGUUUGUAUGUUGGAGGGCUUGGCCACACCGUGUCCAAGGCUGAGCUGGAAGAAAGAUUUGGCAAGUUUGGGCGUGUUUUGGAGGCAGAAAUUAUUACCAGAAAAGAUGAUCAGGGGAAUCCUAUGAAAACUUUUGCUUACAUCAGUGUUAACAUUUCUGAUGCAGAUCUGAAAAAGUGCAUGUCAAUUUUAAACAAAACAAAAUGGAAAGGGGGCACACUGCAAAUUGAGUUGGCCAAAGAAAGCUUUUUGCACAGGCUGGCCACAGAGAGGGAGGAAGCAAAGCUGCAGAAGGAAAAACCACCCAGAAAUGACCAAAUGUGUCUGCUGGAAUCGCUGAAAAAGACAGGAGUUGUGGACUUCCACAUGAGAGCAGUACCAGGUACAGAGGUGCCACAUCAUAAGAAAUGGGUCGUUGGAAAAUUUGGCAGAGUCUUGCCUAUCCUGCACCUUAGGAAUCAGCAAAAAAAUAAAGUGGUGAAAUACGACCCCUCCAAGUACUGCCACAACCUGAGGAGGCUGGAGGCAGACGAGGCCCAGGCUGCUCCCGUGUCCCAGCUCACCUGGAGGCUGGAGGGGGGAGAGGAGAGCAGGGAGCGCCGACGGGAAUUCCCUGCGCUGGAUUUGGAACCCCCGGAGAAGCGGAGGCGGCUGGGCAGCGACGCCCUGCGGGGAGCAGCUCUGUCCUCUGCACGUCCAGAACACACAGACUCACCACAGCCAGGCCAGAGAUCAAAACACAAACCUGGGGAGCAGCUGGAAGUGCCUGCAGCCAGGAGAAUGGAUGGGAAAAUACCAGGGAGAGGUUUAUUAUCAAAUCAGAGCAGUACUGGUGGAGUUACAGCCAAAAACAAUGUCACUGUUUCUGAUAGUGACAUUGAUUCUGAAGAGGAGAUCAGAGCAAUGGUGAAGAAAGAGACAGAAAGACUGAAAGCUGAAAAUGCUGAGACUGAAAGUGAGCACUUGGAAAUUGUUGGGGAUAAUUUUGAAUUAAAAUACAAUAGCCACUGGUCUUUAAACAAUUUGGAUGCCGUGAAGAAAGCUAGCAAAGGAAGUAACAAAGAGAAAGAGACUGUGGAGUGUGAUAAUGGUUAUGAUUCAGCAGAUACAGAUGAAAUUAUUGCUGAAAGUAAAACUCCAGAAGACUCUAAACAGGGGAAGGUGAAAAAUAAAGAAAUACUAGCUAAAAAAAAAAAAGGUUCGGUAAAUGGCUCCUCACUGAAAACAUGCAGUUUAAAAGAAAAUAUUGAAAGAAAAGGGAAAGUUAAAAAAUCCAGAAUUGCUGCCUUGCAGAGUACAGCAGAGACACGUGAUGGUGACAGCUCUUGCUCAGAGUCUGAGAAGGGGGAGUCUGAAAUCAGCUCUGAUUACGAGUCCAUGAUGCAGAACUGUUACUGCUUACACCUCACCUUGGAUGACCUGAAAGCACUGGCUACAGAAAGCACUGAGGCAUCUGCAGAGGGGUCAGGCAGUGAACACAGUCCUCAUCAGUCCAAGGAUAAGUCUGUAAAUAAACUAAAACUCAGUAAAUCUCACCCUGCAGUUAAAAAAAGCCCCAUCUGUCCUGAAGAUGUGCUGGCUGAUAUUUUAGCAGGGGAGGAGGAUGCUGUUGAGGAAAGCUCCAAGAGUCAAAAUAAUUCACAUUUGAAAUAUCAGCCCUUCAGAGGAAUGGGGUCCCUUUGUGUAAAAGAGUUAAGUAAGGACAGCACUGGGUUAAAGAAGAAGCCUGUAGAAAGUUUGGGACUUGAGGACUGUACAUCUUAUGGUGGGGAGGAGUCAUCUAAAAAUCAGCGAAAGAACCAUUCCUUGUGCUCACCUGAAGCCAGCAGCAAAAAGAGACAGGAGGUGUCUGGUGAACAGCACAAGGAAUUGUCAGCUGCUGCCUCCUCAGCAGGUCAGAGACUUCAGCCUGGUUCCAAGCCUCAUCUGCAAGGGAAGAACAAAGGAGUGAACUCUCUACGAGACCGAAAUUCAGAGCACAGAGCUGCUGCCAGUACUGACCAGGGUGGUGGGAGCAGUGACAGUGACAGUGACGCUGCAGGAGCCCAGGAACACAUUAAACAGCAACCAAAGAGCCCAAAACUGCCUUCCAAAACAUUAAAGAGGAAUACAAGCAAAAAAACUCCAGAAUGUGAAGGUAAUAAAGGUGAGAAUGAGAACACAAGCCUUGUGGAAGAUAAGGAGCUUUGUCUUCGUGGUGCUGCCUCAAAGGAGCCCAGUACAAUAGAGAGACAGCUCCAGGACAACCAGAGGAGGCUGGCAGCUCUGGAAGAGAGGCACAGAGAGAGGGAAUUACAGAAGAAACUCAUUCAAGGAGCUCUUUCAAAUCUGGACAGGCAGCCAGCAGGAAAGCACAAACACAUCAUAUUCGAUUCUGAUGUGGAAGAUGAAGCUGCAGUGGAUGAGAUGUUGAAAAAAGAUGCAAGUCUGGGAAAUGAGCAUGGAGAAGAUAAGGCAGCUCCCAAACCUUCGGGCAGACUGUUUGAUAGCAGUGAGGAUGAGCAAGAGGACACGGACGAGGAGCGAUUCAAAAUUAAGCCCCAGUUUGAAGGCAAAGCUGGUGAAAAACUCCUGCAGCUGCAGUCCCGCUUUGGCACGGACGAGAGGUUCCGCAUGGAUGCUCGAUUCCUGGAGAGUGACAGUGAGGAAGAAGCAGAGACAAAAAGCCCGAAGGCAGAUGAAGAAGAGGAGCUUGCAGCAGAGAAAAAGAAAAACCUGCAAAUACUGGGAAGCGUCCUGAAUAUCAACCUGGAGCAGCUCAAGCCAAAUAAAACAGCCUCGAGUGGGAAGAAAUUCAAAGAUAUGAAUGCCCUCCGUUACGAUCCAACAAGAGAGGACCAUGCAGUUUUUGAAAGGAAACCAAGUGCUACAGAGAAGGAGAGUAAAGCCAAAAAGAAGAAGAAAGAAGAGACUGAGACACUGCCUCGAGUGUCUGAAGAAGUCUAUUAUGAUAUUGCUGCUGAUUUCAAGGACUUGUUUGGAUCUUCAAAGAACAAACCAGAAAAGACUGAGGAAAUACCCUGGGACAAAGAGGAUGUGCAGGACUCGGCCCCAGAUGACCAUCAGGGACCUUUGCCUGAGAAUGACACAGCUCAGGAGUCGACUGUUUUUAAGUUUUCCUUCUUUGGAGACACAGAGGAGUUGGGCACCAAAGAAGAGCCUUAUGUACUUGGAACAAUAAAACCAGUGAAAGUCACGUGGCAAGAGGAUCCACGUUUCCAAGACAGCAGUUCUGAGGGUGAAGAUGAGCCUGAGACAUCAGAAAUGGACAAUGACCAAGAAAUGUUUCUUUCCUUACCACGCACAGAAACUGCCAGAUUCUUCUUCUUCUCCAAAGAUGAUGAACGCCUAAGAGAGGGCCCAAAGUUAUUUUGUAGAUCAGCAGAACUCAGUGAAGAAAAAGAGAGUUGGGAGGAAAGACGUAGAUUAUUGCUUGAGGAAUGCCGGAAGAAGCACAAGGAUGCCAAAAGAAAAGUGAGAGCAAAGCAAUAAAUUUUCUUUUACUGAUCAGAA